Equus caballus (horse) is the source of this 1535-nucleotide messenger RNA. Lineage: Eukaryota; Metazoa; Chordata; Mammalia; Perissodactyla; Equidae. The record is from RefSeq and is a predicted model, not a curated record.
AUGCAGGCGGUGGGCUCAAAAUACUGGGGCACAAAGAGGAGAUGGACACAAGGGCCUAGUGGGCUGGGGUCACAGGAGUGUGGGAUGGGUCACUGCACCUGCUUGGCGAGGACGUGUCUCAGCCCAUGGCGGGUCCGGGAGCUCCGUCGCGGCCUCCCCGGCGGCGCCUCACUGGCCGGCCUGUCGCGGCGCCCGCCUUACGCAGGGGCCCGCGCUCGGCGACAUCGCCUCCCGGGGACUUGCCGGGCUCCGCUCGCCUUCCCCGCGCUGCCGCCUCGACCGCUGCGCCCGCCGGAGCCCACCGACCUCGGCCGCUGCCUCCGGGUCCGCGGGUCCGGCGUGGAGCGAUGUGGGGAGCAGGAGGCACCGCGAUCCGAGCGGAGGGAGCGGCGUGGGGGCAGCGAGCACCGCGCGCGCGCCCGUCCCCGCCGCCGGAGCCUCAGGGCGCGUGCGCGCGGCGGGGGCGGGGCGCACGUGCGUGUGUUUGUGUCGGAGCCGGACGGGCGGCCGCCCGCGGGGUCAUUCUCUCAACGUGUUGGGGACCCGGACCUGGAAUGGAGGAGAGACAGAUACAAAGAAAGAAGAAGAUCCCUUAUGCUGGACUCCAGUCUCAAGUAUGGGGGUCUGCAGUUUGGAGCAGUCACCACAGAUAUGCUGCUUUCCAGACCAGAACUAUUAAUUCACAACAAAAAGAGGACCUUGGCGGGAUAAAUAGCAACAGGUUAUUUUUGCUGGCAUGGAUCAACUAGUGUUCCUGAAUACAAUUCGGAAGGUUGUUUGGUCAGCUCAGCAUUUGAGCAAAAGAGGUUGGAUCUGUCUACAAGGUUAUGAGACUGGAUAAAUUGCUUUUCUCAAUACUAGAAGUAUUGUUUUCUUUCUUAAUAGCUAGUACUGUCCAUAGGAAUCAGAGCUGGAGAAGACUGAUGGAAGACAUCCUAUUAAGAAGCUUACCUUUUGCCUCCUUUUUAAAGCCUCCGUGUGACCGGCCACCCUUCUUCGGGACAAUGUGGUCUAGUCUACGCACACUUUAGGUGUUCCUUUUUGUGAUUCCGUUUCACCUGAUAUAUACGUCCUUAUAUAACUUUUCAUCUACUAUUUUGUCUGUUUACGUAUCUACUUCCCUAUCAGACUGUAAGCUUGAGAACAGGGAUUUGCCCUGGUUUUGGUUCCUAAUAGGCGUAGAAAUAUGUUUGUUGAAUUAAUUCAUUCAUUAAUAAUUGCAUUACGUUAACAUUUAUUAUAUGUUCGUCUCAAUGCCUGGUGUAGGAGUAAGGAUGGAACAUAGGGUUUGGUCUUGGACAGUCACAGCUGCGUGACUUUUGUUAUUUCACUUUGUUCUACUAAAUCGUACUCCAUUAUCUGUAAAAUGGAAAUGACGAUACCACGUGGGCUUACUUCAUUGGAUUACCUUGGGGCUCUAAUGAGCUAACAGUUGUGAAAGUGCUUAUCAUUUGUAAGUAUUAUCUUUAAAAAAAAUUGUAGUUUUUGGGGCCGGCCCACUGGUGCAGUGGUUAAGGUCACAUGUUCUGCUUCGG